AUUGGUUGAAAGUGAGUUUUCAAACCAAGAAGGAGCUUGCUGAUUGGCUGGUACGUUGCCCUGUGCCGCGCUAUCGGUGAAGUGGACAUCAUUGUGUUUUCCCUCCGUUUCGAGUGAAAGAGAAGUUCAUCGGGCGACAUGGCAGGAGGAAAGGCUGGAAAGGACAGCGGUAAAGCUAAAGCCAAAGCAGUGUCCAGAUCCCAGAGAGCUGGUCUGCAGUUCCCUGUAGGACGUAUCCACAGACACCUGAAGACUCGAACCACGAGCCACGGUCGUGUUGGUGCUACAGCAGCGGUGUACAGCGCAGCUAUCUUGGAAUACCUCACAGCUGAGGUGCUGGAGUUGGCUGGCAAUGCCUCUAAAGAUCUGAAGGUGAAGCGUAUCACUCCCAGACAUUUACAGUUAGCCAUCCGUGGAGACGAGGAGCUGGAUUCACUGAUCAAAGCCACCAUCGCUGGAGGAGGCGUGAUUCCACACAUCCACAAGUCUCUGAUUGGAAAGAAGGGCCAGCAGAAAACCGUUUAAGACGCAUCCUUUCUGGACCGGGUCUCUGUGUUGUACGGGGCAGUCAAUAUGGAGACAGAAAUUGUUUGUUACUUUUCCUCUUUUUGUGGUUCUGUUUUUAGAAUAGUUUGAUUCCAGUUUCAUAUACUGUGUUCAUAGUGGGAGGGUAAUACUUGUGGGGUAAAUCUUUUUUUGUAGGUGUGUUAAGGAAUAGGUGUUUUUGAAAAUCGGUUUACAUAAAAAGAACCUUUUUCUAA
Molecule: messenger RNA, 761 nt
Organism: Triplophysa rosa
Lineage: Eukaryota; Metazoa; Chordata; Actinopteri; Cypriniformes; Nemacheilidae
Product: histone H2A.V
Exons: 5
Coding region: 139-525 (128 amino acids)
Cellular component (GO): nucleosome
Molecular function (GO): DNA binding; structural constituent of chromatin; protein heterodimerization activity
Source: RefSeq, a predicted model, not a curated record